Molecule: messenger RNA, 970 nt
Organism: Drosophila mauritiana
Lineage: Eukaryota; Metazoa; Arthropoda; Insecta; Diptera; Drosophilidae
Product: seminal metalloprotease 1
Exons: 1
Coding region: 14-799 (261 amino acids)
Biological process (GO): proteolysis
Molecular function (GO): metalloendopeptidase activity; zinc ion binding
Source: RefSeq, a predicted model, not a curated record
CUCAACUGGCAAGAUGGCGAGGUCUGGAAUAAUAUACGUUCUUCUGCUGCAUGUGGUGCUUAACUCUGGCAAACCCCUGCCAGCAGGUGUCUACGAUCCGGAGGAGGCAGGUGGCUUUGUCGAGGGUGAUAUGAUGCUGACGGAGGAGCAGCAAAGAAAUCUGGAGCAGGGUGCUCCCAAGGCUCGCAAUGGCCUUAUCAACACGGAAAAGAGAUGGCCUGGAAAUGUGGUGGUCUACAGGAUAUCAGAUGACUUUGACACGGCGCACAAGAAGGCCAUCCAAACUGGCAUCGAUACCUUGGAGCUGCACACUUGUUUGAGGUUCAGGGAAGCCACCGACGAGGAUAAGGCCUAUUUGACGGUUACGGCCAAGUCUGGAGGAUGCUACACAGCCGUCGGCUACCAAGGAGCUCCACAGGAAAUGAAUCUGGAAAUAUACCCGCUCGGCGAAGGCUGUUUCCGGCCCGGAACGAUCCUGCAUGAGUUCAUGCAUGCCUUGGGAUUCUAUCACCAACAGAGCUCGUCCAUUCGAGAUGGUUUUAUAAACGUGAUCUACGAAAACAUAGUGCCGGGCAAGGAAUUCAAUUUCCAGAAGUAUGCCGACACAGUCGUGACCGAUUUCGAAGUUGGUUACGACUACGAUAGCUGUCUUCAUUAUCGACCAGGAGCCUUCUCCAUCAACGGCGAGGAUACUAUAGUUCCCCUGAAUUCCAGUGCGGUAAUUGGACAGCGAGUGGGUCUCAGCUCCAAGGACAUUGAUAAGAUCAACAUUAUGUACAAGUGCCCCAUUUUGCUGUGAUCCAAAAUCAGGUAGACUAUGUACCUAGUCAAUUGUGAUAUGUAUAUAUAUUUAUUCAUAUAUCAGCCACCGACUGACGCGAUUAGAUCGGUUUUAUUGAUCUACGCUGUCAUUGUCAUCGCGGUCUGAACUAUUUAUAAAGAAGCGUAAAUUAAAGCCAUACCCCUUUAA